Molecule: messenger RNA, 1794 nt
Organism: Penicillium vulpinum
Lineage: Eukaryota; Fungi; Ascomycota; Eurotiomycetes; Eurotiales; Aspergillaceae
Exons: 5
Coding region: 1-1794 (597 amino acids)
Source: RefSeq, a predicted model, not a curated record
AUGGUCAUCGAUGCCGGAACAGACUCGGUCUUCUAUAAUGUCCCGACUCCUACGGAGCAGAAGAUCAAGACUCGACAGAUGCCCGUCACCUUGCUUUCCGGCUUCUUGGGAAGCGGCAAGACAACACUCCUCAAACACAUCCUCAAGUCACCUGGCCAUGGGUUACGGAUUGCUGUAAUCGUCAACGAUAUGAGCCAGCUGAACAUCGACGCUACCCUCAUCCAGAACCACAGAGUCUCCCAGACUACCGAAAAGCUCAUUCGACUUCAAAACGGAUGUAUCUGCUGCACUCUACGGGGAGACUUGCUGUCUGAACUGGCAGCUUUGACCAAACAAAACGAGGUUGACUAUGUUAUCAUUGAAUCAACUGGCAUAAGCGAGCCCAUGCAAGUCGCCGAGACUUUCACGGCUGAGUUUAGCUCGGCCAUGCUAGAGGCUGAAGAUCAGAUUGCUAAUGAUGACGCUGAUGCAAAGAAGAUACUGAAUGAAAUUGUGGAUCUAGGUGGUUUGCACACAAUGGCUCGAUUAGACACUACUGUCACUGUCAUUGAUGCCUUCAACUUUCUUUCUAGCUUCGAUACGACAGAGUUUCUCUCUGAUCGCUAUGGAAGAGAACAGAUCGUGCCUGAGGAUGAGCGUACAAUAUCUGAUCUCAUGGUAGAUCAGAUUGAGUUCGCCGAUGUGUUGAUUCUCAAUAAGGUCGAGACAGUCAACCAAGCGACACGCGAUAAGAUCAUGCGUUUGCUGAAGCUACUGAAUCCAGCUGCAAAGAUUCUCGAGUCUAAUUACUCUCAAAUCGAUGUCCAAGAAAUCAUCAACACAAAAAAAUUUGAUUUCAUCCGUGCUGCUUCUGGUCCUGGGUGGUUGCAGAGUCUACAUGAAAUGACAAUACAGAGGACAGGCAAUGGUGAUCGGAUGGCACCGAAGCCAGAGACAUUGGAGUAUGGCAUCAACAACUUCGUCUAUACUGCUCGUCGACCUUUCCAUUCACGCCGCAUCUUCGCUCUUCUUCACGACAAGUUCAUCAUUCUCCAGAACACCGAAGUCGAAGAAGAAGGCGACGAGGAAGAGGAGGAGGAGGAGGAGGAGGAGGAGGAGGAGGAGGAGGAGGAGGAGGAGGAGGAGGAGGAGGAGGAGGAGGAGGAGGAGGAGGAGGAGGAGGAAGACGAAGAUACAAUGAACACAGAAUCUGACUCUGAGUCAGUAGAAGACUUUGGUCAGCCUGAUCCAGUGGUCAGUCUGAACAACAAACGUACGCACCCGGCCUUUGGUCCAGUUCUCCGCUCCAAGGGCUUCUUUUGGCUCACAACCAGGCCCUGGCAAUUUGGAGAAUGGAGCCAAGCAGGUGGUAUGCUUACUCUUGGAUGCGGUGGACCUUGGUUUGCUGAAGUCCCCGAUGAAGCGUGGCCAGAAGACCAGGAUGUGCGAAAAUCCAUCCAGAAUGACUUCCAAGGUCCCUGGGGCGAUCGUCGCCAGGAACUAGUGUUUAUCGGUGAAGGCAUUGACAGUGCAAAUAUUAGUGAUUUGUUGGAUGAGUGUCUUCUAGAUGACAAGGACAUGAAGAAGUGGGAGAAGGUGAUGAAUAACAAGAAAAUUAGCAGACAGGAGAAGACGGAUAAGUUGACAAAGAUGUGGGAAGAUGGUUGGGAGGAGUGGCCCACACUUGAAGACGAGAAUACGGAAGAGGAAAAAGAGAAUCAAGGGCAGGGGAAGCAUCGAAUCAGCGAUUAUCUGAGUCCUCAACAUGGGACUAAACAUGUUCAUGGACACAGCCACGGGAUGGUUGCCGUAUGA